CCGUACACACUCCACCGUAUUUGUCGGAAGAGAGUUAACAGCGAGGUCACGAGGAAAUAAUCUUGGUAGAAAGUCAGUUAAAUAUGCAAAAACAGCUGCUUUUUUCACUUCAUUGACUAGAAAUUCUUGCAUGAAAAAGCAACUUUUAUCGUCGUUGGGCGUUUUGUUCGGCAAGGAAGAUGUCUCAAGAAGCUAGAACUACAGAAGAAGAAAAUGGAAAAGUCACUCGGAUUAUUCGCAUCGGAACCAGGAAAAGCCAGCUUGCUCGGAUUCAGACAGACAGCGUGGCCGAGCAGCUGAAAAAGCUCUAUCCAGACUUGCAGCUAGAGAUAGUUGCCAUGUCGACAGUCGGAGACAAAAUCCUUGACACUGCCUUAUCAAAGAUUGGAGAGAAGAGUCUGUUCACCAAAGAGCUGGAGAAUGCCCUUGAGAGAAACGAGGUGGACCUUGUUGUGCACUCUUUAAAAGACCUUCCUACCUCACUGCCUCCUGGUUUCACGAUUGGUGCUGUUCUCCAACGUGAAAAUCCUCAUGAUGCUGUAGUGCUUCAUCCAAAGAAUGCUGGACUCACUUUGGACGCCCUUCCAGAAAAUAGUGUGAUUGGCACGAGCUCGCUCCGCCGAGCGGCACAGCUGAAAAAAAGGUUCCCACAGCUGGAAUUUGAAAACAUUAGAGGCAACCUGAAUACUCGUCUGAAGAAGCUGGACGAGAAGGAUGACUAUGCUGCCAUCAUUCUGGCUGCAGCUGGUCUCAAGCGCAUGGGCUGGGAGAGCCGUAUCAGUCAGGUUCUGGGUCCUGAAGACUGCAUGUAUGCUGUAGGCCAGGGAGCGUUGGCGGUGGAAGUGAGGGCAAGAGACAGAGACAUCCUCAAGAUGGUGUCCAUCCUCCACCACCCUGACACUGUGCUGCGCUGCAUCUCUGAGAGGGCUUUCCUCAAGCAACUGGAGGGAGGCUGCAGUGUACCUGUCGCUGUCUACACAGAAAUGAAGAACUCUGUGCUCUAUCUGACAGGUGCAGUUUACAGUCUGGAUGGUGCUGACUGCUUGAAGGACACCAUGCAAACCAACAUCGAAUUAGAUAACAUGGUGCAUGACAGUGCAGAAGACCGAGCUCAUGUCGGAGUCACGGCCAACAACCUAUCUCUGAAGGCUCUGGAUGAUGCAGAGAAUCUGGGUGUUGAUCUUGCCAACCUGCUGCUCAGUAAAGGAGCCAAGGACAUCCUUACCACGGCCAGACAGCUCAAUGAUGUCCGAUAACAGCUUCUUUCAGCCGCCAGCAAGCCCUGAUCCACAUGAUCCAACUUAACACUGUCAACAUGAAAAAUGCACACACACACACACACACACACACACACAUUCAAAGUGAAGGUCAUGGGUUUAAACAGUACUAUUUAAAUGGAUGUAACAGAAUGAUUGUAUGCCUCUGUUUACCCAUGUCAUCACAACACUUUUUUUCAGCACCGAAUCCAUUGAUGACUGUUUAUAUGUAUUUUCAGUACUUUCACAGUACAAGAACAAACCAUGUUACAUGCUGAUAUCUUGAUUACCAUGUCAAGUAACUUAAACUCAGGUGCACUCAGAAAAAAAGGUUCCGAAACAGGGUUUUUUUUUUUUUUUUUUUUUACAUGCAACCUUUUUGUCCAAGAUUGUAUCUGGUGCUCAAAAGGACAGAGUUCACUUUAAUAACAUUCUUUGCUGAAACCAAGGGUAUAUAAAGAAAUCUGUUUUAGUUAGGUUGUACAUUUCUAUUUAGUCAUUAAGCAGUUUGCAGCUUAGUUUAUUCUCAUAUAUACUUCCAUUCAGCCUUUUGCCUGAACCUAUACUUUAUAUCCUCAUUGCAGUAAUACUUGGCGCCAUUUAGUUGCACACUUGAGCCUUCCAGUACUCACUCACUUUUUUUUUCAGCUAAGGUCUAAAGCUGUAAGACUAACAUAUCAGUUAUAAAUCAAGCUGAACGGAUAUGUAUUUUAAAAUAUAGCUACAGAGGUUUAAAAUUGCUACCACUAAUUCAGUUCUAGCUGUGCAACAUGCCAGCUGCCAAAACACAGGCCAAGCUUCACUAAAUUAAUAAAUACAUUAUAGAUUUUUCACAUUUUCCUUACUGUUUAGUUAAAAGUAACUUGUAGCUUUAGUAAUGGUAAUUCACAAGGUCUUAACUUUCUACCAGCUAGCAAAAUGGUUGUGCUCAUUUCAGCAGUUUCUCUACAUACUCUGCACACAGUGAGAGAUAUAUAUAUAUAUAUAUAUAUAUAUAUAUAUAUAUAUAUAUAUAUAUAUAUAUAUAUAUAUAUAAAGUUAUGGUUAUUUAAGCCAAGUAGGAAAUGCUUCAGUUUGACUGUCCCGGAUCUAGUUGUUCAAUGCAGGGUUGUAAUGUGUGUGCAGGAGGCUGUAGUGUUCUCAGUGGAAAAGGUGCAGGCUGAGACUCACUCAUUCAAUACUGAAUCAUUUAUGGGUUGGGUCUGAUGCCAGUAAGCUGUUUAUAGUGCCUAUAACCGGACAAGUGCCUUAAUGUGAUAAUAUGCAUUUUACAGAUUGUAUUAAGUUAAAUAUUAAAAUUAAAGCUUUCCCUCCCCUUAUUAUUUCA
This is a messenger RNA of Ictalurus punctatus (channel catfish), 2583 nucleotides long. RefSeq names its product hydroxymethylbilane synthase a (gene hmbsa). Gene Ontology annotation, cellular component: cytoplasm. Lineage: Eukaryota; Metazoa; Chordata; Actinopteri; Siluriformes; Ictaluridae. The record is from RefSeq and is a predicted model, not a curated record. The coding region runs from base 180 to 1256 and encodes 358 amino acids. The transcript is spliced from 14 exons. Gene Ontology annotation, molecular function: hydroxymethylbilane synthase activity. Gene Ontology annotation, biological process: heme biosynthetic process.